Messenger RNA from Mesocestoides corti, 579 nucleotides. The record is from the annotation of a GenBank genome assembly. Lineage: Eukaryota; Metazoa; Platyhelminthes; Cestoda; Cyclophyllidea; Mesocestoididae.
AUGGGUAAGUAUUCCUGGGAACCCAAAGCGGAGGAUGAGUCCCGCACCUGCAAAGCCCGCGGGUCUUACUGGCGUGUGCAUUUCAAGAAUACUCAUGAAUGCUGCAAGGCAAUUAAGGGCAUGACCCUCCAGCGUGCCCAAGCAUAUUUGAAAAAUGUGAUCGCCAAGAAGGAGAUUGUCCCUUUUCGCCGAUUUAAUGGUAGCGUUGGCCGUCAUGCCCAGGCAAAGGUGUGGGGUGUUGUACAGGGCCGGUGGCCGAAGAAAUCUGCCGAGAUGCUUUUGCAUCUUCUUCACAACGCCUUCAGUAAUGGGGUUAACAAGGAUAUCAAAGGGGGCGAAGCUAGCCGCCUUUACAUCAAACACAUCCAGGCUAAUCCCGCUCCACCCAUGCGGCGUCGAACAUAUCGUGCCCAUGGUAGAAUCAAUCCAUACAUGUCCUACCCCUGCCACAUUGAAGUCAUCUUGGCUACCAAGGAGGAUGUAGUCCCGAAGGUUGCGCCUACCGCCGGACAACCGAUCAAAAAGAAGGAGUCGAAGAAAAAGUUAAAGCGUCAGGCAAUGAAAGCUGAUGAUUUUUAA